This is a messenger RNA of Entamoeba invadens IP1, 567 nucleotides long. RefSeq lists its product as hypothetical. The record is from RefSeq and is a predicted model, not a curated record. The transcript has a single exon. Lineage: Eukaryota; Evosea; Mastigamoebida; Endamoebidae. The coding region runs from base 1 to 567 and encodes 188 amino acids.
AUGAUGCCGGAACGGUGUGAUUGUUUAUAUGAGAACCGACUUUCAUUUUCUUCCGUCGACGCGAUGUUAUUGGAUGGGACAUGUACGAUAUGUGGUACACAAAUUGCCGACAACGCUCGUGUUUUAUUUACUGUGAAUGAAGUUUUGAAUAUAGUAUUUGUUCUAAGCGACGUGCUAUUGAUCCUCAUUUAUCUUGUUAAGUCCAUUCAUCACAAAGUAAUAAAGUUUUACACGGUGCGCGAGAUGACUUUGCGUAUUAAUAAUUUAUCUAAAGACAAAGAUAAAGGGGAUUUGGGUGACAGUCCCGUCAUUUCGGGCAGACCUUCGCAAGUUCCGUUGAUUGGGGAACAACCCGAGUCUUUGGAUGACCCGACACCCCGUAACAGUCAUGGCGUUCUUUUAAAAGAAAAUCAUGGGAGAUAUUCUUUAACAUUUGAUAAAACUGAAAAUGUCGAGCCAGAAAAAUCUCUUGACGAAUACAAAGAAAAGCAACAGCAUAACUUGGCAAUCUCAAGUGUCGUUAAAACUCAACGACCUGUUGUGCCCAUCACUAUUAAAAAAAACUAA